Lytechinus pictus (painted urchin) is the source of this 5989-nucleotide messenger RNA. RefSeq names its product voltage-gated hydrogen channel 1-like. The transcript has 7 exons. The record is from RefSeq and is a predicted model, not a curated record. Lineage: Eukaryota; Metazoa; Echinodermata; Echinoidea; Temnopleuroida; Toxopneustidae. Gene Ontology annotation, biological process: proton transmembrane transport. The coding region runs from base 569 to 1558 and encodes 329 amino acids. Gene Ontology annotation, molecular function: voltage-gated proton channel activity. Gene Ontology annotation, cellular component: plasma membrane.
GUAUGAUCGAGUAUCGCCGCCUAGCCCAUUGCAAUUGCAAGCAUCAUCAAGACCCACGAAUCAUUAAGAAAGACUAACUUAGAAUCUAGAUCUAGCUACUUUAACGGUCAUGAUCAUCUCGGCUUUAAUACUGUUAGUAUUAGAGUGACUAUUAUAUUCUCAGUCGGUUGAUGGAGCCUGUUUCUCCACACAAUAAUUAAUUAUCUUUCGGAGUUUUGCAUCCCCCACGGCCCGGCCAGCCAAGGACGCAGCCACCCACCCGGCAACCCGGGCCCCAGCCGAAGCCUACUCUUGUGAAAAUCGUCUCGAAGCUAAGCCAAGCGGCUCGAGUCAGACGUCAGCUCAAGCUUCAGCUCAGCCCAGUUCAGAUUUCAGUCUCUUCAUUGGUUGGAAAAGGACAGAUCAGAAUCAUCACAUUUGUGACACUUACAGUGUAGCAUCAUCCCUAUAAUGGAAGCCAACAGUCCUGGAAACUGCACAAGCUUACAAUCAGGCCGAAUAAUCUUGGUUAUUUACAGUGCUCUCAGCUAGUAACAUUUGACCAGGUGAGGCAACCCCAGAUGCCGAGAUGUUUAGUUUUCGCCGUCUGAGCGAUACAACAAACCCUUCAGAAGCCAACAGUCAGCCAAGGGUUAUCGUCAAAGAUGACAGCAGUGAUUCAGUGGUCAGUGACUCUCAUGAUGGUCACCUUGCCAGGACGGAACCUCUCUCAUUGCGAGAGAAGAUCCAUGACUUCAUGGAGACACAGAGAUUUCACAUCGCAAUCCUAGUCCUCGUCGUCAUCGACUGCAUCUUAGUAAUCGCUGAGCUGGUUAUUGAUUUUCAGGUGUUGAGUGAAGAGGGUGGGAAGUGUAAUGCAACAGAAUCUGAAAAGGAAGAGAAAGAAGUGACUGCUGCCAAUGUUCUUCACUACAUGAGCCUUGGUAUACUAUCUAUCUUCAUGAUUGAACUUAUGAUCAAGAUACCGGUCUUUUGGAUGGAGUUUUUCAGGAGUAAACUAGAGGUAUUUGAUGGAAUCAUCAUUGUGAUAUCAUUUGUACUGGAUAUUGUAUCUCUAAUCUUUGAAGAGCAGUUUGCAGUAUUACAACUUCUUGUUCUGCUUCGACUUUGGAGGAUAGUCCGAGUAGUCAAUGGAGUCAUCCUUUCAGUAGAAACACAAGCUAAGAAGAAGAUAGAGACACAGAAACAUUUAAGAUUGGAGGUGGAACACGAGCUGGAAAAGUUUAGAAAGUACUGUGCUGCACAGGAAAAAGAGAUUGAAGUCUUGAGAAAUACCCUUAAUAAACAUGGCAUCCAAAUAGAUGAUGACUAUGUGGCUGAGAAGCCCAAAUUCAGUCUCAAUCAGCUGAAUGUGGUGGUUGAGAUGAACUCUGCUGAUGACAAGCAUGAGACAGGAGGAGGGGAUGGAGGGGUGCAAGGGGGUAAUGAUGACAUGGAUACCAGAUGGCGAGAAAAGGAACGAGAGGCGCUAGGAGAACAAACAAUCACCCUGACGACGGAUAACAAUGUGAACGAGGUUCAGGCUGAUUCCCAUCCUGAGGACUCCUCAAUCUCUUGAAAACAACACCUUGAAAAAAAAAAUGUUUAAUACACAAACCAUGCCUCCUGCAACUAUUGCCUAGCAGUAGAUUAUGAUAAUAAAAAUAAUAAGGCAAGUUAUAAUGCACUCAUGAUACCCUCAUGUUACACAAACUGAAUCAAUGUAUUUGUUUCCUCAGGAAAAGGCAGUAAUCCUCGAUUCCCUUUGCGAGGAUUUGAAGAAAGCCCUUUUAGCAGCAUAGACCCCAAAUGUGGCAUAAGAUCUACAGACUGUAUAUAUCCUUUUAACCAAGUUGCUCAUAAAUCCUUUAACACCCCCAUCCUAAUAUUGUACAUAUAUGCACUAUUAUUCAAGAGGAAACUUGAAGCAGUUUUUGACACAGCAUAUGAUGAGCAUUAAGCAAUACAUCCAUACAUGGGUAUAUUAUGUCUUUUUAUAACCUCAUGACAAACAAGAGCCUUAUAAAUUGUUUUAAUCAUAAAGACAUUAUAUAAAAAUUUUAUAAGUUGCCUCAUAUGCACAUUUGGUGUAAAGUGUUUUUAUUUACUUUGGCAAAACAGACUUUCAGUUUUUCCAUGUGAAAAAAAAAAUCUUAUUUAAUGUUACACAUUUCCAAUGUUUUUCCCCCCUAAGCAACCUUCCAAUUUGGACAUUACACGUAUAUAUGUUGAUGAUUCAUGUAGGAUUUUUGUCAAUGCAUUUUUUUUGUUGUGACGUUGUAUAAUGGGCUAUUAUUCAACACAUUGUAUUCUUCCAAUAUAAUAAGGGUCUCAUUUCAUGAAAAAUUGGCAUUGAUCAUUGUGCUAAUUAUUAUAUAUAUAUUUUUGUCAAACAUUACCCAUCAUGAACAUGUCUAUACCUCAUAGUGAUUUUGAAAUCACUGAGGUAUAGGUAUCACUAUAAAUUGAAAUUCUAUUUGUAUUUCUAAUGUCAUGAUUUGAAAAUAGGCAAUACAUUGUUCCUAAAUUGAGAAUCUACUUGCCUUGCAAAUUCUUGUCAAUAUUUGGUUAGGUCUCUAUUUGAAUCAUUUGAAAUAUAUUUGAUGUUAUUUAAUGUAAUAUAUAACCUUUUACAUCAUUCAUGUGUUCUAUGAUCUGAGGCACCCCAACCACAUUAUUUGUAUACUUCUGUUUGAUGUAGAAAGGUUAUACAUUGGAUGUAAUAUAAAGAGAUGCAAUUUAAAUAUUUAUAAUGGAUUGUAAGUUUGUACACAUGCUUCAGUAUACAUUUACAGAAUAUGCUUAUCUAUAAAAUCAAUCAUAAUUUUUUUGUUAAAGGGCACUGGGGGCUGUUUCAUAAAACUUUUCAUACAGAAAAAAUUAGUUACAAUUGACUUAACAACUUAAACAUGCUCUUGGAUACUAAAUCAGAUUCUCAAUCAAUGUCCAACAACUUAAUUUCUUAUUGUUAAGCAUUUGAAUGCCAAGUUUAUAUUAUUUGCAAAAAUUUGAUUUAGUUAUAAUAUGAAAUUCACUCCCUCUGUUAAAACACCAGGGAAAAUCUUUUGCAUCUAUAUUGCAGGAUGGUAAAAAUAUAUAUCAUUUAGCCAGAGAACAAUUGUCCCAUCAUUCAUAUAGUCAAGUGUAACCUUACAAACUGCUUUUGGGUCAGUAUGUGGUUGUGUCAUCAUAUGCAUGCAUUACCUCUUUGUCGGUUUGUUGUGUAUAUGUAAACUGCAUUAUGUAAAGUCCAUUGAAAGAUAUUUCACAACCAUUGACAAAGUUUGUAGUAAGAGCACUCAUUCAUACCUGCAAAUUAUUGCUAGGUAGACUUGUAAGCAGGGCUCCCACAGUCAUUGAAAAUCCUGGAAAAAUUUGUGGUCAUGGAAAGUCAGGGAAUUUGGAAAAUUUGUGAAAGUCAUGGAAUCGCAUUUAUCUCUUGGCUAAUGCAGCUUUUCCAGUUUGUCGUGUCUCGCAACUCUCAUACUCUGCUGUUAUAAUUGGUGUUCAUGAUUUCCAUUUUUCCCAGUUUUGUGACAUCCCAAAUUCUACAUAACUCCCGGGAGGUCACGGGAAGUCAUGGAAAGCAGCAAUUUCGUCAUGGAAAAGUCAUGGAAUUCUGUUUUCAAAUUUCUGUGAAAACCCUGUGUAAGGCAAUACUAACAAAUGCCAAGAAUCAACAAUGAAAGAAAGUUUAAAUAUACUUUCUGAAAAAAGGACACAGGAAUGUGUGGCAGGUAUGCUAGUUCAUGGGACAAUUUCAUAUUAUGUAGACACAUACAAUUUUUUAAUGAAAUAUUUAUAUUUUUCCAUUUUAUUUUCUAGCGUUUAAAAAUCAGGUCAUGCCAAAUUUUGAUUGUAUAUUUUUCUAGAAAAUGAAAUGUAUUUUUGAGAAGUUCAGGAAAAGUAUUCAGUGAUAUCAAGAGUAUUUUUCCAUAAAGUUCUGAUCCACUUUUGAUAAUCAGUAGAUUAUUGAGAUAGUUUUUCAAUUGAAUGGGCCUGUUUAAUAAGUGACUUCAAAAAUCAUGUUUUUAGAGAACCUAGGAAAUGAGGUAUUACUUUCCCUACAGAAUUACAAUAUAUUUUAUUCAAACUCAAAGUGAUGAUUUUGGAUAAAUUUCAAUAUCUCAAUUUCACAAUUGUUUGUUGAAUAUCUUUUCAAUUCAGUGGUCAACAAGUAAAGAAUUUACUUCAGCAAUCCACUUUACCUAUGACCUAAAUAUUAAGAACCAUCACCCGGAGACUGUAAUUCAAAGCUUAGCGAUUGAUCGUGAAACAAAUUUUUACAAUUGAUUGCAUAGACCACAAUGCACAAUCAACAAUGAAAAUCAAUCAAAUGUUCAUUCACAAAGCUUUGUGUUACAGGCCCUAUGAUGCUCUCUAACUGUCCAUGUUCAAUACUUCAACACUUCCAAUAAAAUACAGAAGUCUUUUGUAUUUUCAUCUGAUAUGUACAGAAAUGGACCUUAUCUCUUCUGUGGGCAUACUUUUCAUGAAAAUAUUUUUGUAAUAUGUGUAAAUUGAAUCGGUGCAAUUUUUUAACAACUCACAGAUGUUUAUAUAGAUGAUUUAUGAAAUUUAUAUGUAUUUGUCAACUGAAAUUGCAAUGAUUCGUGUUUAAUCUUUUGAGUAUUAAUUGGAUGCAUUGAAACUGUAGUUGUGAAUAUUCUGUAUAAUCCAUAGUGUGAAGGAAAUUCAGCCAAUCUUAGCUUAAUUUAAAAGUACUCAUUACUCACAGUGCACCAUAAUUCGUUGCAAGUCAUCUUUUUGUCAAUGUAGCCUAAGUUAAAAAGGUUAUUCAAUGCUAUGACCCAUGGCCUGAAUCAUAAAGCUUAGUGAGCGAUUCAGAUUGUAGAGCUGGUUAUUAGAUACACAAUGAUCAAUGCAAUUAAUAGUAAAAAUAAGCCUAAUCAUGAAGAACUAAGUAAUUAUGUUUCAGGGCCCAUGAUGGUGGUAUUUUGAGAGUAAGAACUGUGAGACAUUUCAGGGGCCGUUUCCAAAACCAUGUACGAAAACGUAAAAAUUACCAUAUGAUUGUGAUUUUUUGCAUGGUCAGCCCCCCUACUUUGAAAACCGUUCCGCGGCCCCUGCAUUUCACUAGCUCACUGGCCAGAAAUUCCGGUUUGCAAUUUAUUUUGAAAUUUGGCCCUUGUGUCCUUCCAAUAUGAAUAUUAUUUUAAUUUGAAAGCGUGGUUUUGGUUAAUUUUUUUCUGAACAAUAUACAGCCGCAGACCCUUUUUAUUCAGCUUUGAUUUAUUCACAAUUUAGUACUUUAAUAUUGGUAUUUGUUAGUAUUCAUGUAAUACCUUGUUUUAUUUGUCUUUUCAUUUGAAGUGAAUCGAAAUGGUCUUAUUGCAAUUACCACUAAUCAGAAAAUGAGAGCCUCAAAUUGUCAAUGGGUAGGUGGAAAGCAAUAUCGAUACCUGUUUAUUAAAGCAAUACAUCUGUAUUUUUAUGUGUGGGUGGUUGUGUUUUAAAUGAAUGGGGCUGGGGUGUAAGAAGGAUAGUCAAACACUAAGAAUAUCUAUAUAGGGGUGAUAUGAAGUAAGUGUCCCCAUCGUUAGACUGUAAUAUGUUACAUGAAACUCACAUGGAAGGUAAAUGAAUGUAUUAAAUCAUGUAACAAGCUUACAUUCCUAUGUCAUGUGUUGAUAAAGAGGUUUAGUAAGCAAUGAGCCUUUAAUUCUAAUGUAGUUUCACUUUGAAAUUUGAUUCAUUUAUACAUCACUGAAGUUAUGUACAACUUUUAUAGAUGUGCAAUUUAUUUUUAAUUUUAUCGAAAUACUUUCAACAGGCCUGUGGAGAGCUGUACUUGUUAAAAGUUUGUAUUUUCGCAUUAUCAUAUAGAAUCUAAAUUCAAUUCAAAUUAUUUUUUUUUUUUGUUGUUGAAAUAAACAUGUAAUUUUAUAUUGAUCAAUAUAUUGGUGCUAUUGACAGAUCUGGGAAAUUCUAUUGUGAAUAAUAUAUUGAAGAUGUUUUUUGAAUAAAUGUGAAGUAAAAAAAAAUUGUU